Molecule: messenger RNA, 4602 nt
Organism: Sarcophilus harrisii (Tasmanian devil)
Lineage: Eukaryota; Metazoa; Chordata; Mammalia; Dasyuromorphia; Dasyuridae
Gene: MIXL1
Product: Mix paired-like homeobox
Exons: 2
Coding region: 965-1705 (246 amino acids)
Biological process (GO): endoderm development; hematopoietic progenitor cell differentiation; endoderm formation
Molecular function (GO): DNA-binding transcription activator activity, RNA polymerase II-specific; RNA polymerase II cis-regulatory region sequence-specific DNA binding
Source: RefSeq, a predicted model, not a curated record
CACAAAAAACGGUUAAGAAUCCCAGUUUAAGGUGUGAGGACCUGGGCCUAGUGGAGCCUGAAUUUCUUUCACUGUUGACUGAACCACAGCGGGUCAUCUGGCCUCUGAGACUCUCCUGCCUUCUCCCAGAUGAACUUGGGGCUGCCUCGUUGCCACAGAAGCCCUGGCUUCGCCUCCAUGAAAAUCUGGCUUGGUUCUCUCUCUUCAGAGAGAGGUGUCCCAGAAACCCUCGCUACCGCUGAGGUGUGAGAGCCCCUCUUGGAGGACACUAACUCCUGGCCAGGCUCCCUGCCCGGCUUCCCCAAGGCCCGCUCCUCCCACGCGGGACCCUCUGAUCUCAAGGUUACUCGGGUUAUUUCGGAGUCCCCGGUUCUUUCUCAGCCGGCCUCGGCGGCCGCGGUCUGUCUCAGGGUCUCGGCUUCGCAGAGAAGGAGGCGAGACUGUUGGAGCAACCACGUGUUGGGUCUGGCACCUGGCGGGGUACCUGUGAGGGGGACUAGUGGGAGGGGGAGGCGUCCUGGCUGAAGCGGGCCGGGGCUCUCCUUUCUGGGGGGGUCCGAGGGAGCGCGGCCCAGCCUUGAGCCAUUCCUUGGGGCCACUGACCUCCGCGGGCCGCUCGGGGCCCGGAAUCCAAAGAGAAGCUUCAGAGUUAGGGAUGUGUAUUGGCCGAGCGGGGACUGGGGGAGGAGAAGGAAGGAACUGUCCACAGUGGGAGGCUGGAGGACCCAAGUUCACGCCUCCCCCUCCAUCCCUCCCUGGACUUGCAGACCAAGCUCCGCCUACGGAAGCGAUUAUCACCCACCGGUGUCUAGCGGGGCCGGGGGUCUGGGGGCCCCGGCUUUCCCACCCGGCCCUUUGAUCUCCUCCGUCCCGGACCUUCCGCCCCGCCCUCGGUCCUGGGAACUGUAUAAUAGCGGAGGGGUCCCCGAGUAACUAACAGGAUGACCACCCCGUCCGCACCACGAUGACAACGGCGGCUCCCAACCAGCUCCAGUUCGGGGAAAGCCCCCAAUAUCCCGCUUACCUGCCCAGCUACCCCGGGAGCGCUUACCUGCCUCCCUCCAGUCCCGGGACCGGCCCCUGCCCGCCGCCCUCCGCGGGCUCCGGCCCCGACCUGCGCCCCUCGGCGGCGGCGGCGGCGGCCUACGAGGGGUACCCCGGGAGCGGGUCCGGGCCGGCGUCGCUUCUUCCCGUCAGCCUGGCGCCUGCGGCGCAGCAGCUCAAAGGGCAGCCAGCCCCGUCGGGGUCCGGGUCGGGGUCGCAGCGCAGGAAAAGGACGUCCUUCAGUCCGGAGCAGCUGCAGCUGCUGGAACUGGUGUUUCGGCGGACCAUGUACCCGGACAUCACCUUGCGGGAACGCCUGGCCACCCUCACUAGGCUUCCCGAGUCCCGGAUCCAGGUCUGGUUCCAGAACAGACGUGCCAAAUCUCGUCGACAGAGAGGAAAGCCCUAUAAUCCCUCAGCAGGACCAGAGCUUUUCCUCAGCCACACUCCUCUUGGAACUGAAGGGGAACAUUUGGUUCCCCUGCUGCCUCUUGAGGUAGAUGUGAACUGCCUGCCUGAUCCAAGCAGGAGUGGAGUUGGGCUCUCUGGUUCUAACAGCCAAGGACAGAAUUUUGGAACCUUUUCUCCUAUAUCUGAAAACACUGGUUCGAAGCUGGACUUAUGGGAAGAGCGUAUUUUAUCUACCUUCAGCAACUCUUGACCAAGAUUACAGCAAAAUCUUGGCCUAUGAUCUUGGACAGUACAAGGGGCUAUCACGGUUCAAGAGACCUAUCGAAAGUUUCUCCUAUUCUCUUUAGCCUACAUAUUAAGGCCACUGGGUUCAUCUUUCUUAAUGUGAACUAAUGCUCUAAGUUCUCAGUCUCAUUUGUCUCUGAGCUGGACUCUCUUCUCAAUUUAACUCUUAGUCAUGUCUAUGUUUUUUGACACUCUGGAACUUCAUUUACUCAUUCUUUAGAAAUCAACUUUCAUAUCCCCGUCACAUAUUUUCUUCUCCUUGCCAAAUCUCAGGGAAGUCUGGUUUCAAAUCUCCCCUUUGAUAAAAUAUAUAUAUAUAUAUAUAUAUAUAUAUAUAUAUAAAAAACACAUGGCUAUAAUGGGCAAAUAAGGGUCACAAUGAGGGUGAUAAUACCGAGGGUACCUACCUCACAGGGAUGUUGUGAGGGUCAAAUUAGAUUAUAUAUAUAAAGUAUAUCUAAACUUAAUAUAGUAUUAUAAGAAUCAGCUAUUAUAAUGAUUUUAACUUCCCCAUUGCCAUCACUAGCAUUCAAUCUUACCACCCCUCAAAGUCUUGGUAUCUGUCCUUUUUGUAUAUCAUUCCUCCUGGACUAACUGCAAAUCUUGCUGUUUUCUGGAUUUAGUCCCUCCUCCUCCUCUCUCUAUUCACAAUCACAGCCCUAGUCCAAGGCUGUAAACCCUUGGUGUCCUGACCACUUCUUUGCCUCUGGUUUUUCCACUGUUAUGUUAAUUUGAGUCGCUUGGAGCUGCUGGGUCUAGAAAAAAGACAAAGUAGUGGCCGCCUUGGGUAUAACAUGUAGAACCAUCACAAUAAGGGACACCUGUUAAUUUUUUAAAAUUAUGCACACAUUUUAAAUGUUAGAAAUUCCAUUGUUGAUAGCACAGGUAAAAGCCUUGAAAGCAUCUGAAGGACAAUACACAGGAAGCCCAAUUUUCAAAUCUUACCUAGAAUCCACAGUGAAGCAUGCCUUUACCCCAGCUAUGACAUUACUUUUUUUUAGAGAUAUAUGGUUGCUCCUAAUAACCUUUUACAAAUUACAACUUUACAUGGGUUCUGAGGUCCCUUAACUGUCCUCCUUUAGCCUAUAGGACACAAACAAGUAUGCUUCUUGACACUUACCCAAAAUCUAUCCCUUUAAACUACAGCUAUUGUUGACAUACUAUUUUUCUUAAGAGAAACAAAACUACUUUCUCAAAAUAUGGGUCAAUAAUUACCUUAAAUUAAGGCUUUGUCUGACAUCCUAUUUUGCUUCAGUUUCCCGCCCCCAACUAUCCUUAGCACUUGUGAAUAUGGAUUGUACUUUUGCAGAACUUUGGUUAGGUUACAUAAUUUUAAAAUUGAUGUUUUCUAUGCCAUAGCACUUAAUAUUAGUGCUUUGCACACAAUGGGUGCUCAAUAAAUGCAGAUUAUGAUAAUAUAAAAAGUGGCCAUGGAAAAAAAUUUUAAAGAGUAAAGUGAGUUUCUGCCAAAGAAUCUUUAAUGUGUACAGCUGUCAGCAUUGGAGAUGGGGGACAUUGUUAACAAUAACACAAAGUGAUGUUAACAUAAAACAGAUUGGUAAUUUGGGGAAUAGAUUUGUUUUAUUUAAAAAAAAAAAAAAGCAUUUCAUCUUUCAAGAAAGCCCUCAUAUAGAUAUUUUUGUCCUCCCAAUUUAAUAAUUAUUGAUAUAAGUAUAGUGCUGUUUAUAAACUAGAAACCUGUGUUUAUGUUUAAGUUUCUGAAAUACAAAGAAUUUAACAAAGUAAAAUUUUAAAAUCUAACUACAUAUCAAAGUUCGCCUUUUAAAAUACAUAUUAAAUUAUCAGCAUAAGAAGCUAUAGGAAGGAACCAGACACAUGUCAUAUUGCUACUGGGCAAGUGUGAUAAGACUGAAAUCAGUUAGUGUUUAAGUAGAAAAGUCCUUAUACAAUAUAUGUGACAAAUUAUUUAUUAUUAUAUCUCUGCUAUUAGACCUCUACGACCUUAUAAAGCAGAUUAUUGCAUUUUUGAACAGUACUAACAGGAACCUUUCCCCUAAACACUGAAAUAAAUUCACAUCCUUGUAAACUCUUUCCAUUGGCUCUAGUAUUAUUGAUAUCUGGUCCCACCAAAAUGACUAACUUUGGUCUUCUAUGUGGCUCUUACUGGAAGACAGCUAUCAUAUUCACUCCUCACCCUGCCUAAAAUUCAUUUUAGGAAUUUGCAUUUCACUCAAAUUGAGGUCCAAAUCCUCCCUAAAGCACUCAGGUAACACAUCCCAACAUUUCAGUUUAUCAAUGUCUUUCCUCAAAAAUGGGUACAGGACUAGACAGGCUGGUUUAGAUGUGGUCUGAUCAAAGUAGAUCACGUCUGGUCAUCAUCUCCCUCAUUCUGCACAUUAAGCUUGGGUUAGCAUUUGUUCAUGUUAAAAAGUUCACCAGAAUCUUUUGAUCUUUAUCAUAUCAAUUGCUGUCUAGUGAUAUCUUGGAGGUUUAUGUUUUGAACCCCAGUACAAUCAAGGAUAUCUGAUUUUUAUGCAAAUGAAACUGUUGAAAUUCAAUAAUCAAAUGCAAUUUUAAAAAAUGGCUAUCACUCUAGGGCAGUUCAAACAUGACAACAAUGCUUUGAGUUUAGCAGCAAAUUCAGAGUUCUGAAACAUUUACUCAAAAUUGACCUCAAAUCCAUAUUAAAUAUGAAAUGACCUUUUUCUACAACUCCAACUUAUUGGCCAGUAUUAGUACCAGGUGCAACUAUAAAAUUAACAUGAUGACAAAACAAAAACAAUACAAGAUUUAUGUACCUUAAAGGAGUGAUCUUUGACUUGGUAAGGUUUGUUUGGGUAUUUUGAAGGACCAAGUAUCUAUUGAAUUAUCAAUAAAUUUGUCACCGUUUUUAUCAAUGAC